Molecule: messenger RNA, 3030 nt
Organism: Mytilus trossulus (common blue mussel)
Lineage: Eukaryota; Metazoa; Mollusca; Bivalvia; Mytilida; Mytilidae
Exons: 13
Coding region: 8-3019 (1003 amino acids)
Source: RefSeq, a predicted model, not a curated record
AAGCAGAAUGAUACAUUCCCAAUUUAAACUUGUACCCGGAGGUUCAUUAGAAUUGAUAAGGAGAUGUUCAGCGGUCACGUGUCAAGGACAUUGUGUUUGUGCUGCUCAAGGACAACGCUGUUCAAAACGAGCAUGUAAUGAUGUGACCAAAGCAAAUAAUAACAACUUGUUAGGCAUAUAUGAUACAACAAAUAUUCAGGAAUCCUCUCCCUUUAGUGAUGUGAAGUAUACACCAUCAAAUGUCGCCCUGGCUGCCAAAUGGCAUGUAGUACAAGCUCAAGGCUUGAGACCGUUAUGGUAUGAAUGGACAGCAGGAUAUUCAGAUAAGGGUGAACCGGAAGGAGUCUUUGACAAUUUAAAUGACGAUGUCUGGCAUCAUGCAGGACAAACAAAUCAGGCAAUAUUGAACAUUAAAAGAGGUCAGCGGUUAAAGGAAUCACCAGUAUCGUAUUCUAUGUUUGUGAGAGUAUGGUAUGAUGACGACACAUUUGCUGAUUUUAAAACAGAUGGAAUAUUAGCUAUGUCCACUCCUCUACCAAAACGAAAAAUUAAAGGAUCGGCGAUUGUAGAGCAAAUACCCGGUCAUUGGAAGAAGGAUAUUGAUUAUAUUAAACCUGGAGCUCCUUUCACAAUCAGAUGGACAAACGUGUUUAAGGAUGAUGCUAAGAUUAUUGACAAGUUUAAAGUGUAUCUUAGUACAUAUCCAGGAGGUCAUGAUAUCCAUGAAGUGGAAUUGGAUCUUCCAGGAUCAAUUACGUCUCAUAACAUCAGCCGAGUGCCAUUAUCUCCAGGGAAAGUUUUUUACAGUAAUGUUGUAGGAUACAGUUACUCUGGUAUCCAUGCUACUGAAUCAUCAGACGGUAUCAUGGUAGACUCACUUCCACCAGUUACUGGUACAGUCUACGAUGGUAUAGGUAUACACGACAUUGAUUACCAGAACAAUUCAGAUGUUACCGUGGCUUCAUGGCACGGCUUUUCUGACCGAGAUUCUGGAAUAACACAUUAUAUGUGGUGUGUACAAACUAGAUCUAAAACUACAACAUGUGAUGUUAGAGACUGGGAAAACGUUGGCAUUCAUCAUUCUGUGUCCAGAAUUAUUAACAGCUCACGCAUUGAUACAGAAAUCGAGAGUCUUGUUUAUGCAAUGGAUGUUAUAGGACAUAAAUCUAAAACUGUAAAAUCAAAUGGCAUCGUGAUUGACUCUACUCAUCCAGAACCUACAUUAAUGGAACAUUUAGAUCAUAAUGAAGCUGUAAAUCCUUCAUUUGAGGAUACAGACGGUGGUGUACCUAUUGACUGGGAUAAUAUAGCCAAUAUCAAUUUAUGCAAUUCUAUUGUACGUGCCUCCGAAUGGAAUACAUCAAUAGGGAGCUGCGUGGGUGUCUUAAAGUCCGAUAAAAAUCUAGCAAUAGACGGAAGGUCCUUCGUAUUUGUUGAAGGCCAAAUAUCACAAACAUUAAGUAAUCUAAAAGCUGGACAUUUAUUCCGUGUUACUUUUGUAACCGCUCAUCCACCCAUACUUGGGGCUGUUUUAGCUAAUAAAGAAGGAUAUGUAGAAAUUGGAGAUAAAAGACACGUCUUCAUGGUCUACACAAAGCAUGACAAACACGGUAGUUCCUCUAAAGAAUUAAACUGGCAUCACCACACAUUCUAUUUCCGUGCCUCUACUUUCGGAGAAACAAUUAGUAUUGGAAGUAUGACUGGUCAUACCGGCAUUUUGUUCGAUGAUUUGAAAGUUCAGAGGACCAUCUUUCAUCAUCACAGUGAUAAAAAUGAAAAUGGCAAACAUAUUCACGCACAUGUGGUUGCCUUGCAUCAAUGGUCGUCGAUUCAUGCAUCUUGGAAUUUUGUUGAUCCAGAGAGUCCGAUCAUAGAUUACAUGUGGGCUAUUGGCUAUACAGAGGGAAGCACAGAAGUCCAAGGAUUCACAAGUGUCGGUCUGAAUAAUUUUGCUUACAACUACAACGUCAGCUUAGCCCAUACGUCAGUUAUUCAUAUCACUGUCAUCGCUACAAAUGCUGCAGGAUUGAGACACGAGGUGCAUGCCGAAGACUUGCUUGUUGACCUAACGCCACCGUAUAUAGAUUUUAUAAAUGAUGGAAUAGGAUCUGACAUUGACGCACAAACUACCGAUGAAGUAUCUGCUAAUUGGGAGGUACAUGACUCUGAAUCUGGGAUUGAUGUCUGCGAAUGGGCAGUCGGUUACCAACCGUUUGGCAAUGAAAUUCAAACAUUCCAAAAAUUAGUUAUAGGAGUAAAUAGGGUAUCAAAAGUGUUUCCCAGCAGCCAAAUAUCAAUGCAAAUGGUCCACGUGACCUUACGAUGUAGAAGUAAAGCCGGCUUAAUGUCUUCCAAGUCUUCAAAUGGUGUUAAAAUAUCAAAUCUUCCACCAAAUACAACGACUGCUGAAGUAGAAAUUCUACCACAUACAUUAACAGAGUAUAACCCUAGACAUCAUUAUCAGGGUGAUACAUCAUAUGUAAGAGUAAAAUGGACAGGAUUUGAGGAUAUGACAGGUGUCGAUUCCUACCUUCUUACUUUUCAUAGCCAAGAUAAGACAAUUGUGAUUUCUAAAUCAAUAAUCGCUGAGGACCAAGAUACCUCCUUUUGUGUGUUAAAAGGACUAGAUCUUAGGACUGGAAACUUUACCACUAGUAUUAAAGCUGUAAACAAAAUGUAUCUUAGGAGCGAAUCUGUGUCUUCAAAUAUUGUUGUUUCAUCAAAUGUCCCUGCAUUGAUAGAGAACCCGCACUUACAACUGGUUUUAGAUAACCGUACGAUAACGUCCUCUUGGCAAGAUCACUUUAAAGUUCAUCAACCUUUGUAUUAUGAGGUGUCAGCAGGAACAACGCUAGGUGGCGCUGAUAUUAUACAGUGGCAAGAAACAAAGAACACAUUCCUAGAAUUCCAACUUCCUCAAAAGAUCAAAUCACUGAGAGAUUUGACUGGAUAUAUAUCUGUCCGAUGUGUUUCAGCAAAUGGAAUGACAUCAGUGUUAAAUGCUGCUGUCAAAUUAUAAUAGCAUGAAUA